CAGGAAAAGGAGGAAACGCAUUUACAACGAACAUGAAUUUUAACACUACCUCGAGCUACUAUGUUUGCAACUUAUCCUCGUUUCACUCACAUUAUUCGCAGCUGCACGGCUGGAUCUCACUCUUAGUUUGCAUUUUUGGUUCGAUCGCAAACAUUUUGAACAUUCUCGUUCUGACUCGGCGAGAGAUGAGAUCACCUACGAACAUAAUUUUAACAGGAUUAGCUGUGGCCGAUUUACUCGUAAUGAUAGAUUACAUUCCUUACGCGAUUCAUCUUUAUCUGUACCGACGAUCCAGACGAGACACGUUCACCUACGGAUGGACUAUCUUCGUGCUGUUUCACUCAAACUUCGCUCAGGUUUGUCAUACUAUUUCAAUUUGUUUGACGUUAAUAUUGGCUGUCUGGAGAUACGUGGCGGUGGCAAGGCCACAACAGAACAGAGAGUGGUGUAGUUACAGACGAACUAUUUUUGCAAUUUUCGUUGCGUACGUUUUUUGCCCUGUGCUUUGUAUACCUCUGUACAUUACGACAGAAGUGAAAAAACAAGUAGAGGUGUUGGAUCCCAAUGGAAUGAGCAUAAAUAUUCGAAAUCGAAGCUUGAUCGAUGUACCAUUAGAAAACACAACGAACGUAACACUGUAUUUUGUUCGAUUAAGCGAAACGAUGAAGAAUCAUGACAUCCUGAAGGAAUUAAAUUUUUGGAUCUACAGUGUGGUAAUAAAACUUUUUCCUUGCCUUGUUCUAACGAUUGUCAGCUUGAAACUUCUUCAAGUGCUGUUGGAGGCAAAACGGAGAAGGCGAAAGUUAACGAAUAUUCAGGAGGAAAAUUCUGAAAGGAAGAAAAGCUGUCGAAGAGCUGAAAAAGAACGGCAAACUGAUCGGACCACGAUGAUGUUGCUCGCAGUUUUGCUGCUUUUUUUAUUGACAGAACUACCCCAGGGAAUACUGGGACUUUUUAGUGUGCUCCUUGGUCCAGGAUUUUUCCGGACUUGUUACUUGAUGCUGGGUGACGUUAUCGAUAUGUUAACCCUUGUAAACUCAGCUAUAAAUUUCAUACUUUAUUGCACAAUGAGUAGACAAUUUAGAAAAACGUUCAAUGAACUUUUCUGCAACAGUUGGAAAAUUCCCAGUAUUGGAAAACAGAUUUUUCUAGAAAAUAAUGGACGCACGGGUACAAAUCAUACGGUAACACAAGUGACGCAAGUAUAAUUAGAACAGAAAUGAUGGAAUUUUGUUUCAGCAUUACUUAUCUAUUAAAAUAUAUUAAUUCUGAUUGUGAUUUUUUAUGUAAGUAACAUAUCUUUAAUAAUAAAAAGUUUCAUAUUUAAAGUAUAAAUAUAGUAUGUGAAACUAUAAAUGAAUAUUAAUAAUAACAAAAUUAAUAAAAUGUUGCAUUUAUAAUCAUUGUUAAUACUUGUUACAGCAAAUUUUAAAUUUCAGUUUUACCAUAUGAGAAGACCACAAUGUCUCUAAAACAUUAUUUGUUGUACUAACACAUGGUGCUGAAAUGUGUAUCUUGAAAUUCUUUUGAAAUUAUUACUGCCAAAUGUAACUAACAACGUGUUUAUUGUAUAUAGUGCAGUAAUAAUAAUAAUAAAAUAAAAAGAAUUAUUAAGUAUGUCCGACUGUACUUAUAUUUGUUUCUGUACUUAAAAAUGUUUGUUUCUGAUCUUAAAAUUUUCGCACAUAUAUACAGUGCUUCCGAUUUGAUUGCACAACCGCAGAAAGCAGUGAAAUCACAUUAAAAUAUAAGUUAGAAAGGUAGAAUAACACUUUUGGUACAAAGCUUCAUUUUCGAAUAAAUCAAUGUUGAAAUUUAUCCGAUUUAAAAAAAUGCGCCAAUGAACAAGUGGUGUCAUUUAGCGCAAGUGUCAAAAAUUACUUUGACUUUUACUUCUUGUUACCGCUACUAGGGGACGCUUUUUAAAAUAUAAUAGCGCCGCCUUAUGCUAAUGGCGAGAACUAAAAAUAAAUAUAUUUUUUGCGCAUCCUAUCGGCGAAAUCAAAAAGCUCAUUUUACGCACCAAACAAUAGAUGGUGCCACUUGUUCUCGCGAUUUUUUAAAAUUCGAUGAAUUUUCAACAUUGAUUUAGUGAAAAAUAAAGCCUCGUACGAGGAAAUGUCACUCUAUAUUUUUAACUUGUAUUUUCAUGUAGAUUCACUCUCUCUAUGCCAUCAGGUCGAAAACAUACUAUACAUACUUUACUGUUAAGAAAAAGAAAUGAAGAUAUAUGUUCAUAAUACAUACUUUCAAUAGAUUUUUGUAUAUAAAUUUCAUAUAUACAUUUGUGUAAACUAUAUUUGAUAUUUUUUCCGGUUCGUUCUUAGGAUAAUUCUGUGUUUAAAGCUUGGUCUUCACCUUUUUCCCUGAUUCGAGCGCCCUUAUUUGUCAGUUUCAAGAACUAACAAGAGCAAUGGCGGAACAAGUUCGAUUAAGACGCUAAAAUAUAUUCACCAAACUGAAUGUUUCGUACAAAUUCUGUAAUUAAUAUAAAGAAAAGUGAAACUGAUUCUUGACUAGUCUUUUAAAUCCUUUACAUUGCCGGUAAAAUAACGGUUGUGAGCUAUUCGUGACUUAAACUUACAUUGUGCAGUUCUAAUUGUGCCCGAAGAAGGAGACGCUUCGAGAACCAGUGUAAAAGGAAGGCGCGCCCUUGGGUAAGCCGGUUCGAGGAAAGGUCGAUUCGAGAGAAUGGAGUGUAAUCGUCAUAAAGAAGCUUGUUGUUGAUAGGAUGGCUGGCUCCAUCACAAGGUAACAGAUACGAUAACAGGCUGUAUGAGACCCACGUACUUACGCGACCAGCUGAAAUGGGAGCAUAGCGUGUCUCUCGAUUUCUCCGUUCGAAACGUUCCUGGAAUCCUCUCUGAAAUAGUCCUCGAUCCACCGCUGAUCGAGGCCCGGCUCGUUUCUAUUUAGUCACCUUUAUCAUUCCAGGCUAUAAUCCUUGCUCCUCGGUUGCCUUUCUAAUUUACGCGCGAUCCUAACGCGACAUUAUAAAAUCAUUUGCGUUCUCGCAAAAAAAGGUAACAUUCUUCUACAAAUUGCUCCGACCAACUCGAAAGAAAUGAAAUAACACCGGAGCCACUUUCAUUAGAGGGACUCGAGUUGAUUAGCUGGAAUUCUUCCUUAAUUUGUAAGUGGAAAUUGUCCGUGUAAGGUAAAGCUUCAAAUACCACUCGUUCAAACUUGUUUAUUUUUUAACGAAUAUUCUACCCUAAUUAUCACCUGACAAUAUUCUUACCGGUACGUUGAAUAUAUAUAUUCAUAUAAUUCAUAUCAUGGAAUAGGAACUAUUUCAAAGAAGUCACGCUCGAAUCGUUCAAUCUAGAAAAAAAAAAAGCGAUUUCUACAAAACCUGACGAGUUACCACGAAAUCUCCCUCACCAAGCCACCAUAAAUGCACAAUGGGACGCAUUGUGUGCCUAAUAACGGAAUCAGCCUCCACCUAUUGUACAAGAAGCAUCCAAGCUUUCUGGAUAUAUGCGAUAUACGAACACGCGGUUCAUACUAUUACGAGUAUGUUUUAUUUAGAACCGAAAUAAACCCCGGUAGGUAGGCGAGUUUAUUCACGUAUGUAUUUAUUAUGUAAUUCGUAUUUGUUUAAUGGAAGCUGUUUCCUUAAGAUUCAAAAGCUGGCGGGUUAAUAAUACUUUAAUAUACCUGAAAGCAUUUUCGUUCAUUAAAGGAUACCAAAUGCCUGCGUAGAGACGUCAGAUGUUCUGCUAGGAUACAUAUUUCAGACCCGUGACUCACGGCCAGGUGUUACUCUUUCAGACACCGUGUAUCAUCGAUGGGGAACGUUUUCCUCAAAAUUCAUGAGGUCUAUAGGUUUAUAAUGAUCAUAGGAACACCUUUCGGUUAGACGGUAUCUCUGAACGUAAAGAUUUUCAAUUUAUACUUUCAUAUAUGCAAAUGAUUUAUGAGUCUGGAACGAUGAAUAAUGGAUACACAAAUCACCCACGAUUGUUUGUACAAAUAUGGAUUUCAAUUUCAAGACAAAAUUCCUGGUAAUAAAUAUCAAGAGAUUUCAGAAAAGAGAUUAAACGUUCAGAUAAGAUUUUAGCGUAUCCAGGGAAUAUCUUGGAAAAAAAUAAUAAAGAGGGGAUAAAGUGCAGAUAUCGGAUCUAAUAGAUCAGAGAGUUUGCAAAAUGUUCGAAAGGGAAAGGGGCGGAGGGAAUAGCGUAUUUUGUUAAGAGAAACUCGUAUUGUACGACCAGAUGGAUUCUUACGGAUUUAUUCUUGGAAAUGAACAAGAAUAACGUGUCUUAGGUACGCGACUCUCUCUCUUUCUUUCCCCUCCCUGAUCUCUCUUGAUCUCUGUCCGCCUCCCUUUUUCUUUCUCUCUUUUCCCUCUUUUUUCGUCUCUUCCCCUACCAGGAUUCUUCAUCAAUCGUCAGAUACGACUAUCGCCUUCCUUUCUCUCUCCGGUUCUUUCUGAAUAUUCUUAGACUCGAUAAUAAAAAACUAUAAACAUGUGAAAAAUAAUAAAAAAUCUAAAUUUAUCAAUGGUU
Osmia lignaria (orchard mason bee) is the source of this 4511-nucleotide messenger RNA. Lineage: Eukaryota; Metazoa; Arthropoda; Insecta; Hymenoptera; Megachilidae. The record is from RefSeq and is a predicted model, not a curated record.